Molecule: messenger RNA, 279 nt
Organism: Prunus armeniaca (apricot)
Lineage: Eukaryota; Viridiplantae; Streptophyta; Magnoliopsida; Rosales; Rosaceae
Source: the annotation of a GenBank genome assembly
AUGCCUAAUGAAGAGGCUAAUGAACAAUUGCACAAAUACAGUGAUGAGCAAUUAGGCCAAGCUUCGAGGUCUAAGGUGAAGCAGAAUACUGGGUGCAUGACUUUGUUGGAGGCAUGGGUGUAUAAGCACAUGCAUGGUGUUGUUGUCCCUGAUCGUGACUUUGAUUAUUCAGAGGUCCAACCUCAUGCUCUUCAUUGGACUCCACGACGAGACAAUGGGACAACAUUGGUAAACGUGCAUAAGUAUAGACAUCGACUUGACACUUUGAAUGCUGAUUAG